Molecule: messenger RNA, 594 nt
Organism: Saccharomyces eubayanus
Lineage: Eukaryota; Fungi; Ascomycota; Saccharomycetes; Saccharomycetales; Saccharomycetaceae
Gene: SYM1
Product: ethanol metabolism protein
Exons: 1
Coding region: 1-594 (197 amino acids)
Cellular component (GO): membrane; cytoplasm; mitochondrion
Source: RefSeq, a predicted model, not a curated record
AUGAGGUUACUGCAAUUGUACGAAGUCAGCUUGAAAAGAAGGCCCAAGACGACUAACGCGAUUAUGACGGGUGCAUUAUUUGGAGUUGGCGAUGUUUCUGCUCAAUUUUUGUUCCCUAGUUCCAAGAUAGACAAGGGUUAUGACUACAAAAGGACAGCUAGAGCCGUCGUCUAUGGUUCUUUGAUUUUUUCCUUUAUAGGCGAUAAAUGGUACAAGAUCCUGAAUAAUAAGAUAUAUAUGCGCAAUAAGCCACAAUAUCACUGGUCUAAUAUGGUCUUGCGAGUUGCAGUGGACCAAUUAGCGUUUGCGCCCUUGGGGCUGCCAUUCUAUUUUACAUGCAUGUCUAUCAUGGAAGGUAGAUCGUUUGAUGUGGCCAAAAUGAAAAUAAGGGAGCAAUGGUGGCCCACACUUUUGACCAACUGGGCAGUUUGGCCAGUUUUCCAAGCAAUCAACUUUUCUGUUGUCCCUUUACAACAUAGAUUAUUGGCCGUUAACCUUGUUGCUAUAUUUUGGAAUACCUACUUAUCUUAUAAAAAUUCAAAGGUCACGGAAAGUAAAUGGGUACCUGUGCAUUAUCCUCCCGUGGUCGAAUAA